Molecule: messenger RNA, 1857 nt
Organism: Trematomus bernacchii (emerald rockcod)
Lineage: Eukaryota; Metazoa; Chordata; Actinopteri; Perciformes; Nototheniidae
Gene: rsrc2
Product: arginine/serine-rich coiled-coil 2
Exons: 10
Coding region: 101-1327 (408 amino acids)
Source: RefSeq, a predicted model, not a curated record
CCCAGAUCAAAUUAGCUUAGCUCGACUGGAGCAGCUUAAGGUCCUCCGUGUUUGCAGUCAACAAAACAGACGUGUUACAUAAACAUUGUGCUGUUGGAAUAUGUCGGGAAGUGACAAUGAUUCGGUUGACAUGACCAGACCAGGCUCCCCAGUUCAUCACAAAAAAAAACACAACAUGGAGUCAUCCAGGUCUCCCCGGAGCUCCAGACAUCACCAUUCAAGGUCAAGGUCACGCUCCAGGGAACGAAAACGAGACAGAAAAAACAGACGGAGUCGUAGCAGGAGUAAAGAGGCUCGAAAGAGGGACUCGGAGAAACCAUCAAAAUCGCACAGAAAAACAGACGAGCAGCAAGAGGCAGAGAGACUUUCAGCAGAGGAUGGAGACGAGCGAUCCAGACGCAAAGACAGGAAACCCUCCAAGGGCCGCAGCGCCUCCAAGUCACACUCACGAGAGAGACGGCCUCACAGUAAAAGUAAGGACAAACGGCGAUCACGAUCACGUAGCCGCGACAGGAAGAAGAAGGCGGCGAAGUCUCGCUCGGGUUCAAGGACCAAACACCGCCAUCACAGCAGAAGUCGCAGUAAAAGCAGGGAGCGAAAGAAAAGGAGUGAGAAAGUGCUAAAAAAGAGUCGAAGCAGGUCUGUUAAUCCACCUGCCUUCCGGGGCCGAAACCCAGCUAUGGAUGCACAAGAGGCCCUGGCCAGAAGGCUGGAGAGAGCAAAGAAACUGCAGGAGCAGAAGGAGAAGGAGAUGCUGGAGCAGCAACAGCAGGAGAUAGCUACAGUGACCGCCCCUAUCACGGCGACGGCUGCUGCUGUGAGCACAUCGAACCCUGCGCUCAAUGUGGCCGCCCUGCUAGCCUCUGGGACCCAGGUCACGCCACAGAUAGCCAUGGCGGCACAGAUGGCAGCCCUUCAAGCGAAAACACUGGCAGAGACGGGCAUCGCGGUGCCCAGCUUCUAUAACCCAUCCGCUGUAAACCCCAUGAAGUUUGCAGAGCAGGAGAAAAAGCGGAAGAUGCUAUGGCAGGGAAAGAAGGAGGGGGACAAAUCCCAGACAGCUGAGUUGUGGGAAAAGCUCAACUUUGGAAACAAGAACCAAAAUGUUAAAUUCCGCAAACUAAUGGGAAUAAAAGGAGAGGAUGAAGUGGAACCCGAAGUCGCCCAACCGCUCAACGAAGAAGGCUUGAAGACUCUUCAGAAGCAGGAGGAGAUGUUCAGAAACCUGGACGUUCAGUACGAGAUGGCUCGCUCUCAGACGCACACUCAGAGGGGGAUGGGGCUCGGCUUCGGCUCCUCAUUCUCCCGUGGGAUGGACUCCAUCUAGUGCCAGACAUUUGCCCCGCAUCUGAUCACACGGGACCACCAAUUCAUCGCUAGCCCUCAAGCUUGCAUGGAUGUCGCUAUGAAUCUGUAAUUUAUUUAUAGACAAACAUCUCACAUAUUGGAACAUUAUAAUGUAAAUAGGCAGAUGCUGAGUAUGUCUCACUGUGUAUUAAUCUGUAUUGUAAUCUUUGCAAAAGGAUGCAUCAGCUUGACUAGUUGAUACUGGUUAAGAUUAGAUAUGUUAUUUGUUUGAAAAUGUGGUAGUUUUUUUUUAACUCAUAUUUGUGAUUGUUUGAACAUAUACAAAAUAUAAUAUGGCUCAAGUAAACACAUUUUACCCCAAUUUAGCAAAAAGGCGUCUGAAGUCAGUGUAGCAUUAUCAAAAUCUCUCAGAUUUAAUUUUCCUGAUUGGGAAAAACACAGCAUUGGAUUUUAUUACAUAUUGUACUCAGUAUUGCCAUGGAUAAAGAUGCUUGACAACAGAAAUCACAUAUUUCAUAUGCUCCUGAAAUAAAUUAGUUUUGUGUUGAA